AUGUCAACUCCAACCACGCCGACAAGAUCGAAGAGGGAUAUCCCUGAUUCGAGCCCAACGACACGUAUUCAACAUUCAUUAUUCGAUGGCCUGACUGGCAUGAUAGCCGCGAUAGAGGAUACGGAACCAAUCGAACCUGUCAAGGAAACUCUGGAGAAGAUGAAAGACAGCCAUCAUCGAAUCGGACCAGCCAACCCCCUCCAAGGAAGCCAAACUUCGAUCGAAUGUCACGCAGGCUUCACAGCUAGCUGGGAUGCGGCGCAUCUUUGGCAACCACCAGAGGGACCCGAGGUGCAUCUUUCUGCUAGUACUAUGACUAUCCUGAGAAGAAUGCAUGACGCCAAAUUCUGGAGAAGAGAUUCUUCAGAAACUCUUUCUCGAACCCUCAUUAACCUCGUGCUUUUCGACCGGUUAGAGGCUCAUCAAGAAGAACUCGCUGCCAAGCAGAUAUCGAUACGAGGAGGAUACCCAGUGGAGACUCGAGUCCCUAAUGGAAAAGAAAUAAUCACCGGCAAUGCUGACUAUGCAUUGGGAUAUGGUUCCUUUCUUGAUGACCCAUUCGAAUGUAUCUGUGUUAUUAUUCAGGUGAAGGACCUUAAUGUCUCCCGUGGAUCUACUGGGAUUUCCCAAGCUGUUACCUAUAUGAUGGGGUUGCAACAGCAGUGCAUGUCUCGGAAGAAUCCGAAGACUGUUGACACUGUAUAUGGUGUCGUCUCAGAUGGUGUACUGUGGCAGUUUCUGAGGUUAAAUGGCAACCUUCUACAACUUUCGGGCCCUUUUGUCAUCCUUUCUCCUGCCGCGUGCGUCGCUAUCAACCAGUUUCUUGAUUAUAUUCGGAACUCUCCAGCAACGAAGGGAAUGGGAGAUUUCCUAGCUAAGAAAGAUGAUAGCCUUGAAGGUAUCGAAGAGUUCGAGAUUCUUCGUCCUACGCCUUUUGAGGUAAAGCUGGCUCCCAUUAGACCAGCAGCUUCUUCUCUGGCACAGAGUCACUCUGACUCUAAUGAAUCUGGAACAGGUAUCAAGGGAAAACACUGCAGUCAACUAACCUGA
Messenger RNA from Paecilomyces variotii, 1050 nucleotides. RefSeq lists its product as hypothetical. The transcript has 5 exons. Lineage: Eukaryota; Fungi; Ascomycota; Eurotiomycetes; Eurotiales; Thermoascaceae. The record is from RefSeq and is a predicted model, not a curated record. The coding region runs from base 1 to 1050 and encodes 349 amino acids.